CCUGAACAUCACACAACCAACCCGCAAUGGUCACGUUUUUCAAGAAACACAAGGAGGCGGAGAAGCCAGCAAAGGAGGCAGACAACAGGGCAGGCACAGAAAAUCCAGCCGAACAAUCGCAGGCCAAGAGUGCAGCUGCGGAUGCAAUUCCUCCCGCUAUCUCGGCGCGCGAUAACGCGGCCCCUCUACUUGACCAUGACGAUGAGCGGUUCCUCGAGCGCCUAAUAUCAAACGACCAUGACGACGACGACAACGAUGACGAGGGACCGCGGCCCCCUCUCCCGCCGCGUCCCAAAACCCCCGACCUAGUGUGGGAGGACAGCGAUUUAUUCCACCUGCCCAAAACUGAAGAGGGGCCCAGCACAGCUGCCACCACCACCACCACCGCCACCGCCACCGCCGAAGCGCCCAAAAAGCCCAGCCGCUUCUCGCGCCUCUUCCACCGCAAACCCACCACCACCUCCACCGCCCUCACCGUCCCCUCCGGCCCCACAGCCGUCCCCCCGCAAGAAGCCGAGCGCGAAUGGGACGACCUCAACCACGUGCUCGCCCGCCUCGGCAUCGAACCAACCGACGCCUCCACCACCACCUCCACCACCGACAGCACCACCAACACCCCCAAAGACGCCAGCACAGCACCAGCCCCAACACCCCCCGCACCGGGCAAAGCCAAAACGGCCGCGCUCGCCGCCUCAGCCGAGGUACAAUCCCUCCUGCGGCAAUUCGUCAUCGUGCUCAAGGACGUGAUGCGCGGAGCCCCAACCGCCGUCGACGACCUCACCGCGCUGCUGGACGGGCGCAACGACGUGCUGAAGCGCGGGUUCGAGAAGCUGCCGUCGUCGAUGCAGAAGCUGGUGACCCAGCUGCCCAAGAAGCUGACCAGCUCCCUGGGCCCAGAGGUGCUGGCGGCGGCGGCCGAGGCGCAGGGCCUGAAGCGCGAUACGGACGCGAGCGGGCUGGCGAGGUUUUUGGUGCCGAAGAAUUUGGGGGAUUUGGUGCUUACGCCGGCGAUUGUGAAGAGUAUGUUGAAGGCGAUUGUGAAUGCGCUGAAGUUGAGGUGGCCGGCGUUUGUGGGGAUGAAUGUGUUGUGGAGUGUGGCGGUGUUUUUGUUGCUUUUUGUGCUGUGGUAUUUCCAUAAGCGCGGGAAGGAGGAGAGGGAGAAGAUGGAGAAGGAGGCGGCUGGCGAAGGGGUGGACGAUGGGGAGGCAGCAGGGAAGGAAGUGGGCGAGCAGGACAAAGUAGAGGAGGUCGAGGAGGGGAUGUCGAGCGCAUUGGUUGUCGUGGAGCCGCCUGCCGAGAGUCCGCGGUCGUGA
Molecule: messenger RNA, 1313 nt
Organism: Chaetomium fimeti
Lineage: Eukaryota; Fungi; Ascomycota; Sordariomycetes; Sordariales; Chaetomiaceae
Exons: 1
Coding region: 27-1313 (428 amino acids)
Source: RefSeq, a predicted model, not a curated record